Molecule: messenger RNA, 4005 nt
Organism: Brenthis ino (lesser marbled fritillary)
Lineage: Eukaryota; Metazoa; Arthropoda; Insecta; Lepidoptera; Nymphalidae
Source: the annotation of a GenBank genome assembly
AUGGCUGCGAGAGGAGAAAAAACAAAUGGAAAUGGCGAGGAGCAGAUCGUCGAGACGUUGGCGGAGGUGUUCCGGUGCUUCAUCUGUAUGGAGAAGCUGGUGGACGCCCACCUUUGUCCUCAUUGCUCGAAACUCUGCUGCUACGGCUGUGUACGACGAUGGCUUACCGAGCAGAGAUCUCAAUGUCCGCACUGCCGCGCUGCACUGCACCUUCAUGAGCUGGUGAAUUGUCGCUGGGUGGAAGAAGUAACACAGCAAAUAGAAACCAUGCAGCAGACUAAUUCUGUUUGUCAAAGGGAGAACUUUCGAGACAGAUGCCCCACACAUCAAGAAAGGUUAACUGUAUACUGCUGGACAUGUCGCCGCUGUAUCUGCCAUCAGUGUGCGCUCUGGGGAGGAACACAUUCUGGUCAUACCUUUAAGCCUUUAGAAGAAGUAUAUGAGCAACAUGUUACUCAGAUAAGGGAUGAAGUGUCCCAAUUGAGGCGAAGACUGAUGGAGCUCAUUAGUCUUGUCCAGGAUGUGGAGCGCAACGUCGAAUCCGUACGCGCUGCUAAAGACGAGCGUGUUCGCGAGAUUCGUAAUGCGGUAGAACUAAUGAUCUCAAGACUAGAUUCUGCAUUAAAAGCAAAGUUGCUUACUUUGAUGGGGCAAAAAAAUAGCCUUACGCAAGAGACAGAACAGCUAGAACAUCUAUUACAAGAAAUUGAACACCAGCUCCAUGCUAGUACUAGGUCAGAACUGAUAAUUAAAAGUGGCGAGCUCUCUAAAAUGAUUCACCAAGUGAGAAAGAAGCCUAUGGCCAGCUUCGUCACCGCGCCCGUACCGGCGGAUUUCCACAGUGAAAUCGUGCCGAGCUACGACAGCAGCACGUUCCCACUGAGCAACUUCACGCAGCUGCAACACGCCGCGGCGCCGGUGUACUCCGCCCCGCUGCACGUGAACGGGCUGUGUUGGCGCCUCAAGGUGUACCCCGACGGGAACGGGGUGGUGCGGGGCAACUACCUGUCGGUGUUCCUGGAGCUGAGCGCGGGACUACCGGAGACAUCUAAGGUAGGCAAGAGGUACGAGUACCGCGUGGAGAUGCUGCACCAGGUGUCCCGCGACCCGUCCAAGAACAUAGUGCGCGAGUUCGCGUCCGACUUCGAGGUGGGCGAGUGCUGGGGGUACAACAGGUUCUUCAGGCUGGACCUGCUCGCCAGUGAGGGGUAUCUCAAUCCGGAUACCGAUACCUUGAUAUUGAGAUUCCAAGUGCGACCGCCCACAUUCUACCAGCGUUGCCGCGACCAGCAGUGGUACAUUAACCAGCUCAUCACCAUGCAGAACCAACACAUUGUACAGAUAAAUGAUCUCAAAGAGCGCUUAACACUAGAGAUGUCGCGCAACUCGCUAACGGCGACGCGCGCCAGCCCCGGCGCCGCGGCCCCCGGGGCCCCCGGGCCCCCCGCGGCCCCCGCCGCCCCCGGGGCCCCGGCGCAGGACAACCCCGUCGACGGCAGCGGCCUCGCCGACCCCCUCGCGUACGGCAACCAGUGGAAGUUCAACACGCCCCACAACAUGAUGAGUGGACAGCGGCUGACCAGUCCAGGUAUUCUGAACACAGCCAUGUUCGAGGAGUCAUGCGCCAGCACGGUGUGGCGCCGCGCGCCCGCGCAGCACGCGCUCGACACGCCCUACAACCUGCCUUCUACAUCUACUUCUAGGUCGGCGAACUCGCUGCAGGCGGGCUCGGACAGCCUGGCGCUGGUGAGCCUGCACUCGCUGCUGAGCGCAGCCGCGCGCCGCCCGCGCGCCGACCGCCACGCGCCCGACGCGCCGCUUACUGCCGCGGCCAGCACGCCGGCGACAGAAGUGAGCACAACAAGCACAAAUGCACUCUGCUCGUCGCUCUCGUCGCCGGAGCUGAACGCGAGCGCCGGCGCCGAGGGGCCGAAGCCCGAGGGCGCCGCCGGAGCCCCCGCCAGCCCCGAGCCCGCGGUCCAACCGGUGUCGGAGUCUAGCAGCGAUACUGGGGAUUUUAUGUUCAGUGAGUUAGAUGGUUUUGUAGAUGAUAACAAUCCUAGUCAUAUUGAAGAGAAUUCCAAUGAAGAGAAUGAUGUUGACGAAGAGACUAUGUCUGGUGAGAACGACAUCGAAGGCGCUUGCGGAGGACGCAACAACGACGCAGGCGACAUCCUUAGUCGCUUGCUGUGCGCCGUGCACGGGCGAGGGGUGACCCCCGGUGACCCGCGGGGCGUGUCCCUCGCGGGGAGUGACACGCGGGGCGUGUCCCUCGCCAGCAGCGAUACGCGGGGAGUCACCCUCGCCAGCAGUGACACGCGGGGCGUCACCCUCGCCAGCAGCGACAUGCGGGGCGUCACCGUCGCCAGCAGCGACACGCGGGGCGUGCCCCCCGCCGGCAGCGACGCGCCGCCCUCGUACGCGCACCUGCAGAGCACGCUGGCGCACGUGGCGGUGCCGCCGCCCGCGCGCCACGACGACCCGCAGCUGUCCACCGCGGCCCACACCGAUAUGCUGCUACUGAACCUUAUGCGUAUUAACGGCUUGACGCCCAAGUGCCCGCGUACUGCAAAGCAUGGUCCAAAACGUAACUGGUCGACGUCAUGUUUAGGCGAGGCCCGGCCGCGGCCCGCGCCAGCGCGCGCGCGCCGCCCGCCGCGCACGCCGCGCGCCGCCCCGCUCUCCCCCGGGCAGCUGCACCGGGAUAACACUGGUGCCAUAGGAUGGUCGGCCGCAGCGAACUCUGCGAACUCGGCGGGCGCGGGCACGGGGGCGCUGCGUGACUGCUACUGGCCCUCCGCCUCCUCGCUCAGUGACAACGACGACGUCAUUCUAGACUACAACGACACGCUUUUCGACAUGCUUCUCAACAGUCUGUCUCUUGAAGGUGGUAAUAUAGCAGAGUGUGAUGACGCACCCCAAGCGCCCCCCGUCCAGCCCUGGAGCCCUGCGCGCGAAACCCGCGAUCCCCGCGAUCCUCGUGAUCCUCGUGAUCCUCGUGAUCCUCUCAUUAGACACUAUCCACUUUUUUUGAAAAACACUACUCAAGAGCAGUGUUUUACGGAUUCAAGUAAAUUUGUGAACAUAAUGGCGCGCGCUUUCUUAUUGGGAUAUGCGGAAGAAGAACGUAGACGUAAUGUUCUACGAAUUGAAAGACGCCGUCUGCGUGACGCUAGUGAUCCAUUGCAGUUGCCAGAGAGAGAGUUCAUUGGACAUUUUCGUUUAACAAAACUUGGAUUCCAACAGGUUUUGGUGGAACUUAGUUCUCAUCUACCAUUAGUUAGACGAAAUACAGGUGUUCGCAAUGAACUCAAAAUUUUAGCAGCAUUAAAUUUUUAUGCAAAUGGAUCCUACCAACGGAAUGUAGGUGCAUCAUUUCUACUGAACAUGUCACAACCAACAUUCAGUAAAUGUCUACAUGAGGUAACUGGUGCACUCAAUACCUGCGAAAUCCUUAGGAAGUACAUAAAGUUUCCUAUGACACAGCAUGAAAGGGAAAUAAUUAUGAAAGAUUUUAUGGAGAAAUUUGGAUUUCCAGGUGUUAUAGGUUGCAUUGAUGGUACACAUGUGGCUUUAAUCCGUCCUAAGGAUCAUGAGGAGGCUUAUUUUAAUAGAAAGAAUUACCAUUCUUUGAAUGUUUUACUAAUUUGUGAUGCUAAACUAACCAUCCUCCAUGUUGAUGCAUCAUUUGGUGGUGCAUCUCAUGAUUCAUAUGUUUGGAAUCAAUGUGUAAUAAAAGCAUUUUUAGAAGGAUUAGAAAGAAAUGGAGAGCGCCUUUGGCUGUUAGGUGAUUCUGGAUAUGCUCAACGCCCCUGGAUGAUGACUCCAAUCAUAGGUGCAGCUCCGGGAUCACCAGAAGAGUAUUAUACAGACCUUCAUUGUCGGGAUGGUGAUCUUGACAAUGACCAACAGCACCAACUUUGCAUACAGGGAAGGACUGAUGCCCCUCUAGAUGAAAGUAGGCUUAUAUUAAUUAAUAGGAUUUGGAAUGCUAGAAAUAUUUUG